AUGAGCACAAAGUACUCCAUCUGGCCUGUGAUUCUUAUUCCGUAUAAUCUACCACCCUGGCUUUACAUGAAGCAGACAUCUUUCAUCCUAUCCACGCUUAUUCCUAGGCCGAAAAUGCCAGGUAACGACAUAGAUAUUUAUUUGCAGCCUUUGAUAGAUGAGUUGAAGCAAUUAUGGGAUGGCGUUGAAACCUAUGAUGCCAAAGAGGGAAACACUUUCAAGAUGUGUGCGGCACUGAUAUGGACUAUCAGCGACUUUCCAGGAUUGGGAAACCUAUCUGGCUGGAAUACGCAUAGUGGGUUAGCCUGUCCUACGUGUAACUUGGAUGCUAAGCCACAUCGGCUGAAAGACAGUCAAAAAUGGUGUUUCAUGGGCCAUCAAUGCUUUUUAAAUCAGGGACACAAAUACAGACUAGACCGAAAUAGAUUUGACGGGCAGGUCGAAGGUAGAGAUCCGCCAAAGAAGUUAUCCGGAACAGAUGUAUUGAGGCAACAGUCAAAUGUGCACGUUUCAUUUGGGAAGAGUUCAAGUGUGACAUCCAAAAAAAGACGCAAUGGCCAGGAUGUGGAUGAAGAUGACUCGCAUUGGAAGAAGAAGAGUGUUUUCUUUUACCUCUCCGGCAAAUCUAAAGACAAUGUUAAAGCUCGCAGAGAUUUACAAUGCAUGGGUAUAAGGCCUGAAUUAUGGCCGGAAGAAGGUGGUAAAUAUCCUUCUGCAAUAUUUGCGAUGUCGAAUUCACAGAGAGAUGUAUUCCUAAAGACUUUGCAGAAUGUGGUUUUUCCAGAUGGUUACUCUAGCAAUGUUGCUCGUUGUGUUGAUUUGCGACAGUGCAAGUUAUCUGGGUUGAAAAGUCAUGACUGUCAUAUUCUGAUGGAACAAUUACUCCCAAUUUUAGUGAAGAAUGCACUUCCGAUUCCUGUGUCCAAUGUGAUUGCAAAUUUGUCGUCAUUUUUCCGAGAACUUUGUAGGAAAGCCAUAAACCCUAUGCAGCUUGCUGAGCUUCAGAAUCAUGUUGUGCAAAUCUUGUGUCAGAUGGAAAUGAUUUUUCCUCCAUCCUUCUUCACCGUCAUGGUUCACCUCACCGUGCAUCUCGUUGAUGAAGUUACUCUUGGUGGACCAGUACAUUAUAGGUGGAUGUAUCCAAUAGAAAGGUAUUUAGGACGUCUGAAGCAAUAUGUUCGUAAUAGGGCACAACUGGAAGGCUCAAUUGCAGAAGGCUAUUUAUCUGAGGAAAUCCUGACUUUCUGUUCUAGGUAUUUGGAUAAUAUUGAGACUAGAAUCAACCGACCAUGGCGAGUUGAUGAUGAGCCCAUUGACGUUCGUCAUAAUUCAGGGGAAAGUAUGUUCCCAGCUAUUGGAAAGGCAUUAGGGGCUGUAUCGCAUUUCGAACUCAGUCCAAUGGAAAAACAUCAAGCUCAUCGUCAUGUGCUAGUCAACUGUGAUGCCAUGGUUCCGUUCCUUGAGUAA
Molecule: messenger RNA, 1467 nt
Organism: Arachis ipaensis
Lineage: Eukaryota; Viridiplantae; Streptophyta; Magnoliopsida; Fabales; Fabaceae
Source: RefSeq, a predicted model, not a curated record